AUGGAAUAAUCCAGCAUAAUCACGCAAUGACAAACUCACUGACUGAACCAAAUCACCUUCUGGAUUAAAGAGAGGCAGACUGUCGAAUUUGCUUCUCAGGAACAUUUUCCACAAUGACACUGAACGACAGCUCCACAAACCAAACUUGCGAUGUGUUCAUCUACAAGGAAUCUGCUCGGAUCCUUUUUCCCAUUUUUUACUCUCUGGUUCUUAUCAUCAGUGUUGCUGGCAACAGCCUGGUUCUCUGCAUCAUCUGUCAGAGGAAACAUAAGAUUAACUCCACCAUGAUAUAUCUGAUCAACCUGGCCAUCUCUGACACGCUUUUCACAUUGGCUCUGCCCGGCAGGAUCACUUACUACAUCCGUGGCUUUGACUGGCCUUUUGGAGAUUUCUUUUGCAGACUGACGGCCAUGAUCUUCUACAGCAACACUUAUGCUGGCAUCGCCUUCAUGACCUGUAUCAGUGUGGAUCGUUACUUGGCCAUGCUGCACCGUCAGCGAUGUCAGAGAUUGAGGAAGACCACGGUGGUAAAAGGUAUCUGUGUUCUGGUAUGGAUGGUUGUUCUCAUUGAAACAUCCCCCCUGCUCUUUCGAAGCAUGAUUGAACAAAGACCCAGCCAUAGGACAUGCAUGGAAUUCUCCAAUUUUGUGGAAAAAAAGAUGGCAUUCGUUCUUCUGGUUGCUUGCAUCAUCGGGUUUUGCAUGCCUUUGGGACUCAUUCUGCGCUGCUAUAGCCAGGUCAAUUCCAAGCUAUCCAGGACGGCCAAAGAGAACCCGAUGACAAGCAGGUCAGGAAGCAGCAGCAGGGCCAGAUAUACAAUAUCACUCAUUCUUCUGAGCUUCAUAGUGUGCUUUACUCCUUACCACAUUAACGUCAUGCAGUUUUCAGUCAGAAGACUGUUCACUGAGCCCUCCUGUGAAGAUCUGAAGUCUUUGAAAAUGUCCCUGCAGGUGACCGUUGCCAUGAUGAACUUUAACUGCUGCCUUGACCCCGUUAUUUACUUUUUUGCCAUUAAAACCUAUAAGCAGAGAGUGAUGAGCCUUUAUAAGACCUACAUUUCAACUAAUGCAUCAUCUAAGAGCAUGCAGGAGAACAGCAGCAGUAAUACAUGAGUGCUGUUAUUAUUCAAUUGAGGAAGAAUCGGAUGAAAGAGUUUUAUUUUUUUUAAAUCUUUCCAUUGAUGGUUUAAGUCUGUUUUGGAUUUUUGUCCACAAGUUAUUGUUUAAAAAGACUAUUCUGUCACAGAUCACUUUUUUACUAAACAUUAUUCCUCAGUUGUGUAACAUAUUUAACAUAAUUCUUUGAGUCAGAUUCUGAUCAUUUUAUAGGUGAUGAAACAGGGAUGAUACAUUUCAGGGGAAAUCCCAUAUAAGGUCAAAAAAGACUAGAAAUCGUCUUACAAUUCUUAAUGCUUACGGAGGUGUGUGACAGACAUUUUGUAAUACUGAGUUUUGCUUUAACUGUGUAAUAUCAAUGUGUAACCUUUUAU
Molecule: messenger RNA, 1489 nt
Organism: Triplophysa dalaica
Lineage: Eukaryota; Metazoa; Chordata; Actinopteri; Cypriniformes; Nemacheilidae
Exons: 2
Coding region: 114-1112 (332 amino acids)
Biological process (GO): G protein-coupled receptor signaling pathway
Cellular component (GO): membrane
Molecular function (GO): G protein-coupled receptor activity; oxysterol binding
Source: RefSeq, a predicted model, not a curated record